AUCGAUUGAAUCUUCCAGGAACAGGAAGAUACUAGCCAGGGUAAAGGCAUUCGAUCUCCCUGUCUGCGUCGUCGUCCUCUUCCUCCUAAACAAAUAGUUUGUAAUAAUAAUAAUUGAAGAAGCAUGAAGAAGCUAUCCUUCUCAAUCCCAUCAAAAUCCAAAUCAAAACCUAAACCAGUCUCAGAUCAGCCAGACAAUGACACCUCCAAACAAUAUCUCACCGAAUUCGAUCCCUCAAAAAACCUACUCCCUCAAAACGCUCACACCCCAAUUAUCCUACCUAUUCAAAACGAUUACCAACCCCACAAGAAAAUGAAAAACAUCCACCUCCCUCUCCACCAUGAUGAUUCCUCCGCCGACCUCCGUUUCGAAGUCGAAACCCUCUCCUCCGAUCCCGCCACCGCCGCCUCCGAUUCCAUUUCCUUCGGUCUCAAUCUCCGCCACUCCACCACCACGCCAACCCAAGAUGCCAGAACCGAGGACGUGCUGUUGGAGAAAUUGAGGUAUGAUCUGAAGAGGUUGCCCGAAGAUAGAGGGUUUGAGGAGUUUGAAGAAAUGCCGGUUGAGGAUUUUGCGAAAGCGUUGCUUAAGGGUUAUGGUUGGCAUGAAGGGAGAGGUGUUGGUAAGAAUUCUAAGGAAGAUGUUCAAGUCAAGCAGUACACGAAAAGAACUGAUAAAGAAGGUUUGGGCUUUCUUGCUGCCUCACAUGAUUCUAAAAAUAGUAAGAGCAGUAGCAGUAAUAGUAAUGUUAAUGGUAGUGGUAGUGUUAAUGUUAAAGAGAAACAAAGAGAAAGUAGUAAAGAUGGGCUUUUUUUGGGUAAAGAAGUUAGAGUUAUUAGUGGUAAAAAGGAAAAUUUGGGGUUAAAAGGUACGGUUGUGGAGAGAUUGGGUUCGGAUUCAAUUGCUUUGAGGGUAGAAAAGAGUGGGGAGAGAGUGAAAGUCCGGGUUUCUGAUGUUGCAGAAUUGGGGUCGAGAGAAGAGGAGAGGUGCUUGAAGGAGUUAAAGAGUAUAGAAGAGAAGAAACCAAGUGAUGGGGAUAGGGAACAACGGCACGUUAAUAAGCGGAAUGUAGAGAGUAGAGAAAGCUUGAAGAUGGGGAAUGGUAAUGUUGGUAAAGAGAGAGGAGUUCAGUGGCUUAGGAGGCAUAUUCGGGUUAGGAUAAUUAGUAAGGACUUGAAAGGGGGGAAAUUGUAUUUGAAGAAAGGGGAGGUGGUAGAUGUGGUUGGGCCUUACAAGUGUGAUAUAAGUAUGGAUGCGAGUAGAGAGUUGGUGCAAAGUGUGGAUCAGGAUGCUCUAGAGACUGCAUUGCCACGACGUGGGGGUCCGGUUCUUGUUCUUUAUGGAAGGCAUAAAGGAGCUUAUGGGAAUUUGGUUCAAAGGGACAUGGACAGAGAGGUUGGUGUUGUGCAGGAUUCUGGUAGCCAUGAGUUGCUUAAUGUCAAACUCGAGCAAAUUGCUGAGUAUGUUGGAGAUCCCAGCUACAUUGGUUAUUGAUUCUCUUGGAUGCGUUCUGAUUCAUAACAGAUCACGAGCAUGUUCUGAUAAUUCUGAUAUUUGAUCUCAAAGCUUGCACAUUUGUGCACAUAAUUUGCCCCCAGUUGUCCUGUGAUUGCUUAUUUAGUUCGAUGUGGUUGCAAGACAUUCUGAAACGGGAUCCAGAUCACUUCCAGAUGGAGAGAUCGUCCCCAAUUUGAAGAUCUGAAGCAACAUAUAAUCAGUCAUCUUCCAUAAAAGAGAAAAUUAAAAUAGUGAAGAUCACGAGUUUAAUUACUGUAAUUGCCUGACUGGAUGCCUGAAUGCAGAUUGCAUUUUGAAUGGUGAUGGCAACUUGAAUGUUUACUGCUAUUGGCUCCUUGACUUGAUUGUAAUGUACAACAAAAACAGUAGUAACACUAGUUGGUAAAGUAAUGCAGUAAAAGGUCACAGUGACUGUGUGUAACUGCUUUCUCGCAUUUAUUAUUGAACAUUUUGGUAUUGAUAUUAAAAA
Molecule: messenger RNA, 1987 nt
Organism: Populus euphratica (Euphrates poplar)
Lineage: Eukaryota; Viridiplantae; Streptophyta; Magnoliopsida; Malpighiales; Salicaceae
Product: protein MOS2-like
Exons: 2
Coding region: 124-1494 (456 amino acids)
Biological process (GO): mRNA splicing, via spliceosome
Cellular component (GO): spliceosomal complex
Molecular function (GO): nucleic acid binding
Source: RefSeq, a predicted model, not a curated record